This is a messenger RNA of Lentinula edodes (shiitake mushroom), 684 nucleotides long. Its product is annotated as alginate lyase 2. The annotation marks the transcript as partial. The record is from RefSeq and is a predicted model, not a curated record. The transcript has 2 exons. Lineage: Eukaryota; Fungi; Basidiomycota; Agaricomycetes; Agaricales; Omphalotaceae.
GCUGCCCUUGAUAAAUCAGUCGCUCCUGGUGGAAACUUCGACUUUUCCAAUUGGGAGCUUCAGCUCUGCACUGGCUCCAAGGACUCUCCUGACACUGAAUCCAGUUCGUCCCUCAAGGGUGACGGUGGCUAUGAGGAUGACAAGUACUUUUACACCUCUAGUACUGACGGUGCACUCGUCAUGAAAGUUCCUGGAUCCCCUUCAUCUUCUGGCUGUGUUACAACCACCAACUCCCUUCAUUGUCGUACGGAACUACGUGAACUUGGUAGUUGGGAUCCCCAGGAUACGAACAAGCUGACCGUGUCGCUUGCUGUUAUUCAAGCCGAUGACAGUGAGCACGGGACUGUCAUCGGCCAAAUCCAUAUUGAUGAUAGCGUUUCCACCAAGCCGGUCAUUGAGCUGUAUUACAACAGUAAAGGCGUAAUUGCAGCUGGUGUAGAACAGACACGUAGUGGGGGGGAUGAAAAGUUCACGACUUUUGAAACCACUGUUCCGCUUGGCACCGAAUUCACAUAUGAAAUUGAUUAUAGCGGGGGAACGUUAAAAGUUACUGUCAAUGGGGAGGAAAUGACGCUCGAUACAUACGAUUUGGAUUCGCCAAAGAGCUAUUUCAAGGCGGGAAACUAUAAUCAGGGAUCGAGUCCAUCAGAGGUCCAUUUCUAUUCCAUCUCUAUCGAGCAUUAG